Molecule: messenger RNA, 4779 nt
Organism: Besnoitia besnoiti
Lineage: Eukaryota; Apicomplexa; Conoidasida; Eucoccidiorida; Sarcocystidae
Exons: 7
Coding region: 1-4779 (1592 amino acids)
Source: RefSeq, a predicted model, not a curated record
AUGAAACUACCGGGGUUCCUUCGGGCAUACCGGGGGGCAUAUAGCCUCCCGGAAGGGGAGGACGCUGACUGGAAUACUUACACGAUUUUUCCGGCGCAGUCAUCAGUCGCAGCGAAUGUCGUUCGAAGGUUUGAACGAGGCAUCCGUUUGGCAUUAGGUGGGGCAUUGGUGUAUGUUCUGUCCAUGAUUGAUAUCCCCUCGUUAGAUUACUCUUUUAGAUAUGUUGCUCCGUUCGUCUACUGGGUCGUUGCCGCUCUCACACCGCCGUUCUGGAGCACGAUCCCGCUCUUGGUAUUUGCUGGGUUAUUUUGCAUCGUCUGCGUCUGUGGGUGUGUAAGCGCACUGUUGAGCUUGAUGACGCUGGGCGAUCCACAGGGGAAGAUCGCAUCCGUGAUAAUGUACGGCGUGUUCAUGGCAUGGGCGCUGGGCUUGAAUGUUGGCAAGAAAAAAGAGAUGACCAUCAUUGGCUCGUACAUUUUGAUGUACGUCAUGCCGCUUGCAUCGCUUAUCGCCCUACCCUACGCCGUGGGGGGAGUGUCGAUCCCUAUUAGCCCGGAGAUGAUCGAUCAGAUGAAAGGCGUCCUCGAAAGCGCGUCUCCGAAGGUCAUGCAACUGCUUGUCCACGCACUGGCUGCAUACUUUGGGGAAGACCCCGCGGUAUUGCAGGCCUUCGUCACCAAGUUUUUUUCUGAUCCGAGGUUCGUUAAUCUGAUCAUUCUGAAAAUUAACACACAGACGCACGCCGGGCUGCCUCUCUUCCCGUGGACCCAAAAGCUUGACCCCGUCGUCGUCAUGCAAACGUUAAUUAAAGCACUCUUCACUCUCUUCCCCGGGGACAAAGUCCUCGACUUCCAUUUCAAAAUAGAAAACCUCGACAAACUUGACACGGAUUUCGGCUGGCUCCAGGGCGCACCGUGCAGUGUGUACGGCACGCUCAAUUCAGGCAUCCUCGUGUCUGUGGAGACGGGCCUUUGGUUGGUCAAGGUUCUCUGGACUGCUGAGGGACGACUGGGCUUCCUCCGCAAUCUCCUAGCAUUUGCCUGUCUAGGGUAUUCCAUAUGGGUCCUCGUAAUGAUUACUCCGCCGAUUCAUCGACAGCGUGAUGUCGUCCGGCGCGAUAUGGCAGACUGUACCAUCAACAUCAACAGAUGCCUUCGCGCGACCCGGGAGGUGCUUCACUGCCUGGAAGGGACUCGCGGAAUGGACAAAACUGGUAGAGGGCGGGAGUCCGGUUCGUCGCUGCCGGGCUCCCCAUGCGACCGUGACGCCCGAACGAGCCUACGGGGGGGCGCGAGAGGGAGUAACAACAACGCCCGUGGAGGCGGCAUGCACAAGCAGGGCUCGCGCCCGAUGGAUCAAGACUUAGAAGCCGGUCGAAUGUACAUACCCUCGUCUCCUGCGCGAAGGGGGCAGUCGAGCUCGUCGUACAUCAAGGCGCUCUCCUUCUCAUCAGCGAAAUUCGUCGAGGCCGCAGUACCGCUGAAGCAGUCUAUCAUCAAACUGCAUGAGGAUCAGAAACGGGUACUGAUGUCCGGAAUGGAGCCGUAUUUGAUCAGUGCGGGUCCGAUGGUGUUUGUAGUAAGAGAAGUAAACGAGGUCCGCGAGCGGCUUCUGCAGUGCUCGGCAUACGUGCAGCAGCUCUGCAGGGUUCUCUUCGAUGUGGUCCGGAGCAGUGUUGUCAAUAGUGAAUUUUCCAUUUGGACGCCGACGAUGUACAAGAUUGAAGCAAUCAUCGCGAAGGCUGAAGAAGUAUACCAGACGUGCGGAGAACUGAUCAUGAUGCAGCCGGCGAGGGUAUUCCGUAAGAAGCACCACGCAACUGUGGACGGGAAACUCGCACACCUGAAGCGGUUGGAGCUGGAGCUGGCGGCCCUUCACAAGGAAAUCAACGAGCUUGCGAACGAAGCGACCGACAAAGUAUUCCACGAAUUCGGGGAUCCGUAUUCGGCCACCGACGAGGAGUCGUCAAGCCGAGCUCCGUCACCGAGGGCAGAUCCGCUGGUCGACGAUCGGACGCCCUCGCCUCUGAACGCAGCGGGACCGGUGGAGACACGGGACACUGAAGCCGGUAGUCCCGGCGCGAGGCUUUCCCAGCCUGAAGGGCAGUUCGGGGCGGUGCCGCCAGCUGCGUCCGGAACUUGUCUCGGAGCCUCGAAAGAAGGCUCGCAGGUCUCUGGACGGCAAUCUCAACUGUUUUCUCAGUCCAACUCAGCAGACACGGCAUGGAAGCAGCAAGGUGAGGGCGAAGCCACUGGAGCAGUUGUCGACAGCGAAGGUGGCUUGGUCGAAAUGGCGUCACUAAAGAAGAACGAGAGUCUAGCAGAGGAAGAGGGAGCUGAUCCUACGCGGGCGGCGAAGGCGCGGCGGAGCCCGUCUCAUAUGCACCUCAGGUACGAGGCGAAGGCGCAGCACCCUUUGGCUUCUCUGGACCAGAAGGAGGCCAGAAACGUCAGUAAAACAAUGGAUCACAUGCCGCUCUCUAUGGCACUUGUCGCUAAGUUUCAUGCGACAUACAAAGAGCCAGUUGCUCUGGUGAAGGCGGUCGAGGCUUUGCACGUGGCGCAGCGGCGCAGAUCGUGGAAAAACCUGAUGAUGAACUUGGCGUUUCCGCUACUCCCGAUGCUGGUGCAUGCUGGACGAUUGACGGUUACGCCUUUCCAGCAGCUCCUGUUUUGGCGCAAGAAAUGGCGAGGCCCGGAUGCGUGGUGGCGGGAUCCAGAAUUCUGGUAUCUCGUAAAGUACUUCGUUCCCUUGAUGCUACUUUUCUCCUUCGCAGUCUUCUACAAAGAUUUCUCCCAGUACACGUGGGGUCAGCAACUCGCAACAGAUCCCAACAUCCUCGAUUUCUGCACUCAGGGCAUCACGACACGAGCAGUGCCAUGGAUAAUGCUAGGCUUCCUCACUUGUCUGCAGCCGACAUAUAACGGGACGGUCUUCCGGGGUCUGAAUCGUAUGAUCGGUAUUCUCUUUGGGUCCGGUACCGCGUGGAUCGUCAUGUACGUUUGCGGUCAUAGCGUGGCGAAGAUCGUGUGUUUCAGCAGUUGUCUGCUUUUCCUCGAUAUCUUCCUGACGACUGACUGGAAAAAUCCGAACUACGGAUUCCAUUCAGUUUGGGGCUAUGCCGGCAUGGUCUUCACCUACACCCACGCUCUUAUCAUUGGCCUUGCUUUCGAGUCUCUAGGCGGCCUGACUGGAUCGCGAGACUAUCUUACGGUGACGCGCAUUGUCUCCAAUCUGCUCGGCAUUUUGCUUGCCCUGGUGGUGGCGCAUAUACCACCGGUAUGCAGCGGAAACAAUGCCGCGUCAGAACUCUACGGUGAUUCGCUAAAGUGCUGCGCACUUGCCGUGGAUAAGGCCGUUCAGUAUUUGCUGGAGGCUUCGGACCACGCAAAUUCCGCAACGAAGGGUCGUUCCAGUUCGCAUUUGCUUCCCUGUGGUUCAAGCAGAGUGGCUGGUUCCCAGCAGGCGGGAGCCGUUGCCCCGUCUGAUUCUCGCAGUAGUGCCUAUUUCGGCACGAAGGCUCACGCUGCAGCUGCAGGUGCAGUGACUGUCGCUGCUGCAGCACAAAAUACUGUCCCUCUUAUCAACGCGGAUGCGGCAGACGAGCGCUCAGCCCUGGCGUCGUCAGGUGGUGCAAAUAGUGCAGGGAGCCGACCCAAGGGCGCUAGCACCUGCGACACGGGGAAACGGUUGGACAGUGUUCAGACACGUGUCGGCGACGAAAGCGAUACAGGCGGUGCAGCAGCGACGGAUGAUAAAGAUGUUCCCGAGGAUUCCCUGCAGGAGGCUUUGAGAAUCCUCAGAGGACCAGCAGCCGAGUAUCUGGAUGCGGGGCAGCGUUUUUACAAGGAGGGGUGCAACCAGUUGUGGUAUUUCCCAUGGCGAACAAAUCCAGUCCUGGAUGAAGUAUAUCUGGCAGUGGGAAGCAUGAGGAAACGGAACGAAAACAUGUGUGACUUGCUCAAGGCCUUCAUGACGGAAGGGUAUAGUGUUGACGAGCGUGUGUCCGCAUUCGCUGAUGAGGCGAGUGCUGAGGCAAAUGAAGAAGACAAGUCGCCGCAUCAGUUUUCUCCACUGCUCGUGAAUACCGCAGCAACUCCUACUGAGCAGCGCCCCGGAAACCUCCAGGCGGUUGAUGAGGUGGUCAACGAAACCGAAGUCGAGGAUACAAAGAAAAAAGAGAGUGGGUCCCCACCGGCGAUUCCCGUGCGUUCUAUUGCUAACCCGGAGAAAGCACCACGUUUUGGACACAAGAGGAAAGGAAGCCUUUACGUCUUGAAAGAAGGGAAUGCGGCAGCUAUCACGGAGUUGUUCAAGACAAAAUCCGGUGCCCAGCUUCGGCGCGAACUGGCGACUGCUGUUCAAGCUCUAAAAGAACUGACGGAUGCGGUUGUGAUGGAGUUGAAAAUUGUUGUCCCUACCACUGUUGAUCGAUUCAUGGCACGCCUAAGUGGCGCAAAGACGGACACGCAGAUCGAGCCGGAUUUGCCCGAUGUGGUCCACGAGAGAUGUCGUGACCAAGUGGAAACUGCGUUCAGUUACUUAACGCUGACGUUGGCCAACUGCCUGGUAGAACAUCGUAUGCAGUUCGAAGACAGUGUAGCGCGCAGACGCGCAGCUGCGUUCACGGUGAUGGCGACGAUCUACUACCUCGAUAUUCAGAAGCGCUCUCUUGAUACCAUCCACGAGUCACUUGUCGCUCGUCGAGGAAACAGUCCACAAGAGGGUUGGUGUUCGUGGUGCUGUAGACCAGGGAUGGAGACCCUUGGCAUUGACUAA